This is a messenger RNA of Cloeon dipterum, 1514 nucleotides long. It is a transcript of the gene Mfap1, whose product is annotated as Microfibril-associated protein 1. Bases 95 to 1441 code for a protein of 448 amino acids. Gene Ontology annotation, biological process: mRNA splicing, via spliceosome. NCBI's taxonomy places the organism in Eukaryota, Metazoa, Arthropoda, Insecta, Ephemeroptera, Baetidae. Gene Ontology annotation, molecular function: RNA binding. The transcript is spliced from 7 exons. Gene Ontology annotation, cellular component: U2-type spliceosomal complex. The record is from RefSeq and is a predicted model, not a curated record.
UGCACACAGAUACGUAAACAAAGUGUGUCUUACUAGUAAAAUUGGAAGAAAUUUAGAAAUUUGUCUCGUAAACGCUGCAAAUAAUUUAGUCAAAAUGACGGAACCAGCAAUUGGGGGUAUUCAGAGUACGGCGGGAGCCAUCCCUGUCCGAAAUAAAAAAGGCGAAUUGACUAUGCAAAAGGUGAAAGUCCAUCGCUAUAUUUCUGGAAAAAGACCCGACUAUGCUCCAGAUUCGAGUUCUGAAGAGGAAUCAGAUCACGAAGAUUUCAUUCAAACACAAAAAGGCAAAAGGUCUAGAGAGGAAGAGAGUGAGAAGAUUGUUGAAGUGGUCCAGGAUAGAAGAUUGGAGCGUUUGAAGAGGAAUGAGCAGGAGAAGUCUGAAGAUGAAGAGGACGAUGAAGCUGACAUUGCCGCCAGAAGACUUAGGAGGAGAGCCAUGGUGGAACCAGAAAUAUUGGAGGGUUCGUCGUCAGAAGAUGAAAAAAUGGAGACGUCGAUGGGGAAGGUUGUCAUACCUGGGGACGCGAUGGAGAGUGACGAAGACGAUGAGGUCAAUGAAGAGGACAUGGAGAGGAGGAGGGCGCUGAUUCGACAGAAGCUGCUGAACAAGCGGACACAGGAAGAGGAAACUGAAAUCAUAAUGGACGUUGACGAAAUUAAGCAGGAAGAAUCGUCAGAAGACACUUCGGAGUAUGAAGAGUACACAGAUUCUGAGGAAGAGGACUUGGGACCUCGCUUGAAGCCAGUUUUUGUGCGGAAAAGAGACAGACUUACCGUGGCCGAGAAGGAAAAAAUGGAAGAAAAAGAACGGCUGGCUGAGAUUGAAGCCAAGAGAGCAGCUGAGGAGAGAAAGCGCCAGUCCAUCAAGAUGGUAGAAGAAGAAAUUCGAAAAGAAAACGCCACCAAAAAGUCUACUGGAGCCACUGAAGGUGCUAAAAUUGAUGACGUCUGCACUGACGACGAAAAUGACGAGCUGGAGUAUGAGGCGUGGAAGAUCCGCGAGCUGAAGAGAGUGAAGCGAGACAAGGAUGAAAAGGAACAGUUGGAGAAGGAACGAAUUGAAAUCGAGCGACUGAGAAAUAUGACUGAAGAACAGAGGAGACAGGAGCUGAGGAACAGGCCAAAGCUCAUCACCAACAAAGCCAUCAAGGGCAAAUACAAGUUCUUGCAGAAGUACUUCCAUCGUGGUGUUUUCUACUUGGACGAAGACGACGAGGUGUACAAACGAGAUUUCUCUGGAGCAACUUUGGAAGAUCACUUUGACAAAUCAGUUCUGCCCAAAGUCAUGCAAGUUAAGAACUUUGGUCGCUCCGGUCGCACCAAGUACACUCAUCUUGUGGAUCAAGAUACCACUGCAUUUGACAGCCCCUGGUCUCAGGAAACAACUGCAAGGCUCGGAUCAUUGAAAUCCACUGCUGGAAGCAGUUCUAGCAGAAAUUAGUUCAUAAUUCAGGUGUAAUUAAUAGAAUAGUUCAUCUUUGUAAAAUAAAGGAAUUUGCUAAAAUAUCAGCAGA